Messenger RNA from Zea mays, 1175 nucleotides. RefSeq names its product E3 ubiquitin-protein ligase synoviolin. The coding region runs from base 431 to 877 and encodes 148 amino acids. NCBI's taxonomy places the organism in Eukaryota, Viridiplantae, Streptophyta, Magnoliopsida, Poales, Poaceae. The record is from RefSeq and is a predicted model, not a curated record. The transcript has a single exon.
ACGAGCGCUGAAUUAUUGGGCAGGUGCAGCCGACAACACACGCAGCACAUACAAGUAGUUCGCCUUGCCCAAUGGCCAAUGCAAUCAUUAAACCACGGACACGAUUCAUGUACAAAACGGCUUCAACGACUGGGGAUCAGCUUCAAUUAAAUCUGCACACAUCGUCCCUCCCUUUCUUUAAGCUUAUCGCUUUCAUGUCGGAGAGCCUUUCAGCUGUGCGAUGUGCUCCCCUCACCUGUCUGUCAUCCCUUGAGCUGGCGUCGAUGCUCCCACGUCGCCUUCCUCCUCCUCCUCUCGGGGUCGGCCCCCCGGGGGGCGCUAUAUACAUGCGCACGCAUCGCACAUCCUGCAGCGGCACCGACACGCGCGCCGACGCAAAGCAAAGAACCAGACUACGUGCAGCAAAGAAUCCAUUCGCCGGCCGACCGCCAUGUCCGUCGCGGGCGCCGUGACCACAGCCGCCGUUCCGUCCCGAGCGCCCAUGUCGUCGGCGUCCGUCGACGAGGCGCGCUGCGGGGGCGGGGCCACUGCGGCAGCGGGGGCGGGUGGCUCGCCGUUGCCGGCCCCACCUCACGAGUGCGCGGUGUGCCUGUCCGAGCUGCCGGCUGGAGCCGAAGCGGCGGUACCGGUACGGCGACGGACGCUGCCGGCGUGCGGCCACGCGUUCCACGCGGACUGCAUCGGAAGGUGGCUGCCGCUGCGCCCCGAGUGCCCUCUCUGCCGCCGCCCCGUGCUGCUCGCCGGUGGCGGCGGACAACGGGCGGCCGCCGGGGCGCCAGCUGCGUGGGCGCGGCCGGCGGCGACCAUAGCGUGCGGCUUCGGCGACGGGAGGGUGGUGUGGUCGCGCAGCCCCGUCCCUCCGCCAGACAGUGACUGAACCGUUUGGUUAGAGGCCUUUUGGAUUACUUGCUGUCGGCAGAGUUUGUUCGUGGUUUGCACGUUCGUCUGUGUGUUCAGCGUCUGCAUGAACAUUACUUAGUCUAAUUGCGUGCCAAAGACGGAAACAGAACGCUGGAUUAGUGUGCGUACGUGUUUUGCAGUUUUACCGCAGCAUGGCAGAGCCUGUCUGUAAAAAAAACUGCAAAAGUUAUAUAUGCAUGCACUUGUAACGAGUUUCCACCUGUAAAUUUCUUGUGCAUAUAUAAGGAAAAACCUCCAUAAAAUUUCCCCAUGCA